AUGUUGUUCUUUAGCUUCUUCAAAACCCUAACAAACCACAUCGUAACCGUCGAACUCAAGAACGACAUCCGAAUCCGCGGCACUUUAAAAUCGGUCGAUCAAUACCUCAACAUCAAACUAGAUGAUGUCGAUGUCCUAGAUCUAGACAAAUAUCCGCAUUUGUCGUCUGUGAAGAAUAUGUUUAUUAGAGGCAGUGUGGUGCGGUAUGUGGUUUUGCCGUCCGCGGAGGUUGAUAGAGGGUUGUUGGAGGAUGCCACGAGACGAGAAGCUGCGAAUCAGGCCGGUAAAGCUCGAUGA
This is a messenger RNA of Talaromyces marneffei, 297 nucleotides long. RefSeq lists its product as uncharacterized. Bases 1 to 297 code for a protein of 98 amino acids. Gene Ontology annotation, cellular component: U6 snRNP; precatalytic spliceosome; catalytic step 2 spliceosome. The record is from RefSeq and is a predicted model, not a curated record. Gene Ontology annotation, molecular function: RNA binding. Lineage: Eukaryota; Fungi; Ascomycota; Eurotiomycetes; Eurotiales; Trichocomaceae. Gene Ontology annotation, biological process: mRNA splicing, via spliceosome. The transcript has 3 exons.